AUGAUUGGGAAUUCCAAUCAACAACACGUGGGGGAUUCCCGUCGCGUAGCGCUCGGUACCCGUGUGCCGUUGGGACGACGCGGAACCAAGGACGAUGCGAAACCCACUCCCAAGCCGUCGUCGUCGUUGCACGUGACGUUCCCGCGAACAACGCCCCUCGAUAAGGAAAAUGGACACGGAAUCCGUCGUGACGGCCGGCCGACAACAACCGCAACGAAGACUAGUACUACUGGUAGUGGUAGUAGUGCUCGUCUGGAUGCCAAGAGCACGACGACGACGACGACUCCACGUGAGGUGAGCUUUCGCAGUGUGCUACGGGCCACCGUUACACCCCGACGUCCCCACCAAAGUACCGUUCCGUCACGCUUGCCACCGCACACUCCGGCGGUUCCCGCACCCGGACGACACCAGAUCGCGACAACGCCGCGGUCACUACUCACCAACGAACUCGAGUUACUGGACGGUGACGAUACCUUCUUGUGCUCACCAGCCGUCGGGACACCGAGACUGCCUUUACCAACGUUUCACAUGCCGGAAGCGACUCCAGCAAUCCAGGAAUCGGCAAAAGCGGUUGAGGGUCCCGUACCGUCCAUGGAACCCACUAGGUCUACCCAGCACCCGCGUCUCCCACCCGUAGUUCCGGCUGUCCCGAUUUCCGUUCCCAACUCCCAGGCUCCCUCCACCCGACCUCCCGUAGCGGAGCCACGCAUGCGUCCACAGGCCAGUCAACAACUACCUACCACUAAUCGCACAGUUGUAUCCCGUGUUGAGGCUCCUCCGCCUUCCACGCAAUCGCGCUGGGCCCGGAAUCGUCUCUCUACCUACCCGACACCUUCGCCGACUCCCUUUACGCCACGAGGCGUCUGUAUGGACUUGUCCGACAUGUUUCAAGACGCUUCGUUUUCUACUCGCGCCACGGCACACAAAAGUGCUUCUCGUGCUCACGUGCCGCACUCCGUUACCAGUCGACGCGCCUUGCUCGCCUCCGUCGCCAAACCCACUCCGGCGGAUACUUCUCUACUAGACAAUGAACAGGAUCACGACUGGGCUGAUCAACAAUGUCAGGCUUUUUCUUCCUGGCUCAACUACACCUUUACUCCCUCGGAAGACAAGGACCACGAAGCGGCCUUGGCGUCGGAAACCACGCACGAAAGGGGUGUCGCCUUACGCACCCUCGUACUACACCAACGCAUGGCCCAAGCCCGUCGCUCCGCCCUCGCCCUCUUUCACACCGAUCCCGUCCUCCAAAAGAGCCGUCAACGAUUGUUGCAGGAAAUCAGCAAGGGAAAACUACGGAUUCGCCCGGACCGGGAUUUGGCCGUCAAUCUCACGCUCCGCAACCAAGCCGUCGCACUCUGUUUGUCCUACUCCACACCCUGGCUCCGACUCGGGUUGGAAACAUUGUUCGGGGAAAGCAUACUGCCGUCCGUACCGCACCACUUUUCGCCCCACGGUAACCCUGUCGCCUCGCGCAAGGUGCCCACUACGCGCAUGAAAGCGGCGCUCCAGACCUUUUUGAUUCAACGCGUCUUGUCCGACGAUCUCGUCCUGGCCAAGUACACCAAAGGACUCUGCAAGGUCCCGUCCGGUAGCUUCGAAACCAAAUACCGAGCCGAAAUACGCAACCUCGCCCUGUACCGUCUCUUGCUCCUUUUUCUCUUUCUGGAUCGUGCGAAAGAAAAUAAUCUAUUGGACAAGGCACCGCGAUUGUUCGCCAAAACGGCCUCGGUCAAAUCGACCCGGGAAGUACUGCUCACGUUUUGCCGCGAUUUCUUGUCGUCCGAAGGUGAUUUCGUUAAACACUUGUCCCGCAUGGGAAUCCAAGUGCACUACAAGCAAGAACCUGUGGACGAGUUGGAUUUCACCAUUACCAACCUUGCCGUAGAUCUGCGCGACGGAGUGCGCUUGGCACGCUUGCUCGAAAUUCUCUCGCAUGCACCGCGCAAGUCGCUUUUGGUGAAACUGCGGUUACCAGCUGUCUCUCGUCUGCAAAAGCUCCACAAUGUCGGGCUGGUACUCCGACGUUUUCGGAACAUGGGGGUGCCCCUGUCGGACGAAGUAGUCGCUCACCAUAUUGUCGACGGACACCGCGAAAUGGUGCUCAAGCUCAUGUGGGCUGUGGUUGCCCAUUGUUGUUUGAACGAUCUCGUAAACGUUCAUGCGGUCGAAGCCGAAAUUGCUCGUGUGGAACGCGCCCACCGGCAAGCCGUUGUUUACCAGAAUUACGAACCCGACGUUAAGGUCCCUUCCGUACUGGAAGAGUUGCAUUCUCUCCUACUACGCUGGUGCCAUGCCGUCUGCUCCACCUUGGGAACGGCGGUCCGGAACCUGACGACCGACUUUGCCGACGGCCGUGCCAUUUGUCUGUUGAUUCACUACUAUCACCCCGCACUACUGCGCUUGUCCGAGAUUCGACCAACGUCACGUUUUUCGCCACGAUCGCUGACGCAAGUCCGUGCCUUGGAAAAUGAAAUGUACAAUUCACAACUGGCCAACACACGCAUGUCCGAGCUGGGUGGUAUUCCGAGAAUCGUGCCCGAGUGCGAUACGAACAACGUCCCGGAAGCUAAGUCCAUGCUACUCUGCCUUUCCUUUCUGUGUUCCCGUCUGUUGGAGUCUAGUACAGAGAUCCGUGCGAUUCUUCUCAUUCAGAAUCGGUACCGCGCCUACCGGAAAGCUCGGUUGCGUCGACGACAACGGCAUUCCACUACGGCCCAGCCGUCCGGAUCAUCGAACGAUUCGUACGAAAUGGUAAGGAGAGACUGA
Molecule: messenger RNA, 2766 nt
Organism: Phaeodactylum tricornutum CCAP 1055/1
Lineage: Eukaryota; Bacillariophyta; Bacillariophyceae; Surirellales; Neidiaceae
Exons: 2
Coding region: 1-2766 (921 amino acids)
Biological process (GO): establishment of meiotic spindle localization; mitotic cell cycle; spindle organization
Cellular component (GO): spindle pole
Molecular function (GO): protein binding
Source: RefSeq, a predicted model, not a curated record